This is a messenger RNA of Rattus rattus (black rat), 3368 nucleotides long. It is a transcript of the gene Atxn7l1, whose product is annotated as ataxin 7 like 1. The record is from RefSeq and is a predicted model, not a curated record. The transcript has 9 exons. Lineage: Eukaryota; Metazoa; Chordata; Mammalia; Rodentia; Muridae. The coding region runs from base 614 to 3148 and encodes 844 amino acids.
GUGCGGUCUGUCUCCAUGUGCGCAGCGGGCAACUUGAAAGCCCUUUUCUUGCAUUUUGCAAAGCAUCAUUCAAUAUGUCCCAUUUUCCUCCUGUGGGAUUUACUAACUCCCAGACAGCUAGAAACCCUCAGGAAGUGCAAAUUGUCUGAACCAAUCAUUCGGAGGAGGAGAUGCUUGAGGAAGCACCUGGUUGGGUUCCUUCUGCCGAGAACCACAAUGUGUCACGUGACACCCACCCCCAAUAAAGUAGCUUAACGCCUGAACUUUAUCUGCCCACAUCUACAUUUUCAAGGUGCUAAUCUUCAGCUUUUGCUAUUUAAGUUCUUUUUAAUUCUUAAUCGCUCCGUGGUUGCUUCAGGGCUCACUGAAACAGUUAACCAAACACUCACACGAGGCAGCCGUUUCGCUUUCUGCGCUUGUUGUUUUUGGCACUGGGUCAGUUCUAUGAACUUCUGGUGUCCAACUGGUAGGACCUGAAACUCUGUGUUUAACAAGUGCCUGUAGUCAAAACAGUUGGCGUGUGGAAGCGAACGGAGCUGGUACUCACUGCAGCCGAUCAGCCGUCGGGUCGUGCACUGUGCAGAAUACGGAAUCAGAGAGAAGACACAGUUCAAUGUGCAGGCCUUCUCCCUCUCCAGCAGCGUCUCCAGCCUCCAAUCCCCGGACAUCACUAGCACAGGCAAAGACAAAAGCCUGUGUCAGCGGCCAUAACGCUGUCAGCAGCACCUCAAAGCCAUUUAAAACGCCCAAAGACAAUCUACUUACCUCCAGCAGCACACAGCACACAGUCUUCUCUGCAAAGGGACCAAGGGAUAAACCAUGCGUUCCAGUUCCCGUAGUCAGUUUAGAGAAAAUCCCUAACCUAGUGAAGGCAGACGGUGCCAAUGUCAAAAUGAACUCUACAACCACUACCGCAGCCACUUCCUCCUCCUCCUCUGCCGUCUCCACCCCACCUUUAAUUAAGCCCACCUUGAUGUCCAAGUCCGUGCCACCUUCACCAGAGAAGACCUUAAAUGGCAAGGGGACUCUGUCAGCCACCAUAGACAAGAAGCACCCAAAUGGCACCAAAAACAGCAACAAGCCUUACCGGAGACUUUCAGAGAGAGAAUUUGACCCAAAUAAACACUGUGGAGUAUUGGAUCCCGAGACAAAGAAACCUUGCACAAGAUCCCUCACCUGCAAGACACACUCGCUGAGCCAUCGGAGAGCAGUCCCAGGCCGGAAAAAGCAAUUUGACCUCCUCCUGGCGGAGCACAAAGCCAAGUCGCGGGAGAAAGAAGUGAAAGAGCACCUUCUGACUUCCGCUAGGGAGAUACUUCCGAACCCGCCUGGACCCGUGCCUGAUGCUCUGCAAGGAUCUUCCGGGAGCACGGUGGCAGAGCCAAAAGUAGCAUCCCCACCAAAAUCCAGGCCACUCAACUCUGUGCUUCCCAGACCAUCAUCUGCGAACAGCAUAAGCAGCAGUGCAUCUUCAAACCACAGCGGCUACACUCCAGAGCCCCCUCUACCCCCAGCUGGAGGCGACCUUGCCAGCCGACUGUCCAGUGAUGAAGGGGAGAUGGACGGAGCCGACGAAUCCGAGAAGUUAGACUGUCAGUUCUCCACGCACCACCCCAGACCUCUUGCGUUCUGCUCAUUUGGGAGUCGCCUCAUGGGACGAGGAUACUAUGUGUUUGAUAGAAGAUGGGAUCGAUUUCGCUUCGCACUGAACUCCAUGGUAGAAAAACACUUGAAUUCGCAGAUGUGGAAGCACAGAAGCCCGAGCCACCGGGCAUCAGGUCCCUCCCCUCUGUUCAGGACUUGCCUAACCAAUCUGCUGUCACUGAGCAACAUUGGGGCUGCCUGGGUGUCAACUCUGGAGAGCGUAGCACCCCGCUGCCCUCUCAACCUCGCUGCCCAAACUCCAGGCCCUGAAGGGCCCGAACCUGGAGGGAUGGCAGCCGAUGGGGCCGUGGAAGACAUUAGGAAGAAAAGGAACGGCCAAGACUCUUUUUUCUUUAACAAGCAUUUAACUCUGCAUCAGGAGACGCCAACACAGUAUUCUCUUUCAGCCAGGAAGAUCCCUCCUGCGGCAGAUAGCCCCAUGCCCUCGCCAGCAGCCCACAUCACCACCCCCGUUCCAGCAUCCGUUUUGCAGCCUUUCAGCAACCCCAGUGCUGUGUAUCUUCCUUCAGCUCCCAUCAGCUCGAGACUCACCUCUUCUUACAUAAUGACAUCAGCCAUGCUCUCAGACGCAGCUUUUGUGGCAUCGCCGGACCCACGCGUCCUCAUGUCCCACACCACAGCUUUCCCCCAUGUGGCUGCAACCCUGAGCAUCAUGGACUCAACCUUCAAGGCCCCAUCCGCCGUGUCCCCGAUACCAGCUGUCAUUCCUUCCCCAUCCCACAAGCCAUCCAAAACCAAAACCAGCAAAUCCUCAAAAGUGAAAGACCUGUCCGCUCGUAGCGACGAAUCUCCAAGUAACAAAAAGAGGAAGCCGCAGUCCUCUACUUCCUCCUCCUCCUCCUUAUCCUUGCAGGCUUCCCUCUCGUCUCCAUUGUCAGGGCCCCACAAAAAGAACUGCGUUCUGAAUGCCAGUUCCGCUUUGAACUCCUAUCAGGCAGCCCCUCCCUAUAACAGUCUGUCUGUGCACAACUCAAAUAACGGGGUAAGCCCACUCAGUGCCAAGCUGGAGCCCUCAGGACGGACCUCACUGCCCAGCGGCCCCAUGGACAUAGUGAGACAGGUGGGCGCUGUGGGUGGCAGCAGUGGCUCCUGUCCCCUCUCCGUGCCCUCCCUUGCACUCCAUGCAGGGGACCUCUCUCUGGCCUCACACAAUGCUGUGUCUUCUCUGCCCCUCUCUUUUGACAAAUCAGAAGGAAAAAAGCGUAAGAAUUCAAGUCCUAGUAGCAAAGCCUGUAAGAUCACUAAAAUGCCUGGUAUGAAUAGCGUUCACAAAAAGAACCCACCCAGCCUUCUUGCACCGGUGCCCGAUCCCGUUAACAGCGCCACCUCUCGGCAGGUAAGGGAGCUCCUGGCACUGCCUUCAUCGGCUCUGGGGGGCAGGGGGAGCUGGGCAGCGCCCUUGCUUGGCCAGGUGGCUCAGACAGGCAACACAAGCAUGUCUCCUUUUUCCGGGUUCCCCGUAGGCUCCGAGAGUUCUUGGUAGGACUUUGCUAAUCUCUAUGCCAAGCACUUUACACUCAUCACUUCCUUUAGUCCUCACAACAACCCAGGACAAAAUGGCCAGGGGUACAAAAUGGCCGUCACUUAACAGAUGGGUAAACCGAGGCACAAAGAGUCUCUGAGUUCCCCCAUUCCUUUUGAAUGUUUCAUACCUUGAGGUUUUAUACGAGAUCUAUUUCAUUAAAGAGUUGUGUUGCUAAGAA